CCUCUCUCUCUCUCUCUCUCUCUCUCUCUCUCUCUCUCUCUCUCUCUCUCUUUUCUCCCCUCCUGCCCCGCGCUCUCAGAGUUGAGUCGUUGUACAUAAGUAUGGUAGAUAAAGGCCCCUUGUUGACCUCUGCCAUUAUUUUUUACCUGUCCAUUGGGGCAGCGAUUUUUCAAGUCCUGGAGGAGCCCAAUUGGAAGGAGGCUGCAAGGAAUUACACUGCUGAGAAGGAUACAAUACUUAAGAACUAUCCCUGUCUGACGAAAGAUGAUUUGGACAAAAUAUUAAAGGUGGUGUCUGAAGCUGCAGGCCAGGGGGUCACUAUAACUGGCAGCAAGACCUUCAACAACUGGAACUGGCCAAAUGCCGUUAUCUUUGCCGCCACAGUUAUCACCACUAUCGGAUAUGGGAACAUUGCCCCCAAAACACCAAAAGGGCGUGUAUUCUGCAUCUUCUACGGCCUCUUUGGUGUGCCCUUGUGUCUUUCCUGGAUCAGUGAGCUGGGAAAGUUCUUCGGUGGCAGAGCCAAGCACCUGGGCCAGUAUCUAACCAAGAAAAGAUUUUCACUGAGAAAGGCUCAAUUUACCUGCACAGCUAUAUUUCUCCUCUGGGGUGUGCUGGUGCAUUUAGUCCUUCCACCUUUUGUAUUUAUGUCACAAGAGGGUUGGACAUAUAUCGAAGGCUUGUACUUCUCAUUUGUCACCUUGACCACGAUUGGUUUUGGGGACUUGGUUGCAGGUGUGGAACCAAAUAAAGAAUACCCAACUCUGUACCGUUACUUUGUGGAAGUGUGGAUUUAUCUGGGGUUGGCCUGGCUUUCUUUGUUCUUCAACUGGAAAGUGCGGAUGGUGAUUGAGGCCCACAAGGCACUGAAGAAGCGCCGCAAGCUGCGCAAGCUAUCUCUGGAUGAGCUCCGGCACUACAAAGAGUCUCACAAGGCUGCCCUCCGUCUGCCACCCACUCCUAAUGACGUCAACAUCUUCAGCUUCCUGUCCAAGAAGCAGGAAGGCUACAAUGACUUGAUUAAACAGAUUGGCACCAAAAAAGAUGUCAGGAACAACGGUGGCAAUGACAACACCGUGAGUAAAGAUAUUGGUCGGUCCAUGAGCUGCAAUGAUUCGCCCAUGUUCAAUGGACACACCAUCCUUAGUCUGGACCGAUCGCCGCGCCAGAAGAGGCGCUAUAGUUUCAGUGACCGAGUCACUGUUGCUUUUUCAAAGUCCAAAAACUACCUCCUGGGCUCAGACAACGGUUUGCUGCUAACAGAGGACCACGUAGAAGGUGACAUACAACUCGACCAGGGCCAAAUGUAUGAGAACCAGCUGGACAAGGACGUAGGACUGGAAGACGGAGGGGUGGGAGAAUGUGGAGCAGGUGGUCGAAGGACGUGGGACUCAAAGGAGUACCAUCCCCUCACAUUCCAAAAUGCAAACAUUACUUUUAUAGAUGAGGAGAACUUUCUGAGCAAUAACCUGGAGGAGGAUGAGGAGGACGAUGAUUCUAAAGCAAAACUAUCCAUCACUACAUGUGAUGAAAACAUUGAAACAAACUCCAAGGAGGAGCAUAGUUCUGAAUCUGAAGGGUCUGUGUUCACUAGUGACGGUUCAGAACACAGCCACUCCUAUGAGAAACUUGUGGAGGAAUAUGCAAAGGAGGAAAAUACCGAAUCUUGAGAUAUCACAAAGCCUUGCGCUGUCUAAAGUCAACACGUCUUCCUGGUCACGGGUUGUUGAAUUGGCUGGCAUUGAAGUAUUCUAAUGUGAAGUGUUUGAAUAGAUUUCAGAAGUCCCAUUGCACGUUUGGGGGUCUGAUGAUUACCGCAACGCCACGAUCAAAUUUCUAUGAAAUGUGCUGUUUAUAGCUGAGAAAUGGAAAUCCCCAUCAUGUUGUCCCGAUAAACCCUUGAACAAUCGUCUCGAUGAAUAUGGACGGCAGAGCGUGACAUGUAACCAUGAGUAUUAAACAUCUACUCUAUUCAUGCCUUUUUUAUGUCGUUUGAGAAACUACACAUUUAUUGCAAUGUCCAAACGAGCUAUUUACCAUGAGUGCUUUUUUUUCUACUCACAGGCUGAUGAUAAUUUGUAUGUGGAAAUGUAUUAGAUUCCCCAUAGUUUCUUCUAUGUAUAUUCACCAUAUUGGUGUGUUUAUAAUAUUUAUUCAAAUGAAGGACAUAGUAGCUUUUAUUCAAUAGCUGCAUGGGUGUAUAUGUCUCCCAUUGCACAAUUCCACCAAAUGAGGACAGUUCAAAGUCUGUUUCAGUGCAGACUUUAUUUUUCAAACCUGAGCCAAAUAUUUGUCCUCACAGAAAAUGAAGGGGGUCGAGGGCCAUUUCUCCUUUUUUCUUUUUCUUUAGUAUGUCAUUUGUUUGUUUCUGUUGUGAUGUCCUUGCUGACUAGUUGUGUCUUAAGAUUUCUGUUUAUUUUGACUGCACUAGAGGUUAACAGUGACGCAUGGCGACGUCUGGGUGUCUAGAACCAACUGAAUAAACUUGGAAAAAUCAUUAAUUUUAUGAGCAGAGAAGAAUUUAUGGAAAAUCUGAAUAUUCUGCCAGAGGAACACUUCAAAAUUAUGAUUUGUUUGCCUUUUUGACUGCUGUAAAAAAGAAGGAAAAAAAAUCAGCUCUGGAAAUGAUCCUCCCAGUAUGAUUACCCUCAUAUUGCUUCAGUGAACACAAACGCUUAAUUGUUGAUGUGUCGAGUGGCGUGUUGUGUUUUCUGUGCUAUCGACUACGACAUUGCAUCAUUUCGCUUCAUUUUAUUUGUCAUGUAAAUACUGGCAGAAAGCCCUUCGGUAGCCACAAACAGAGCUCUGCUCGGGACGGGCCGUGGCCUUGCCGCUCAUGUUUGUCUUUGGAGGCUCUCACUUAGGCCGAGGUUAAGCCAAGGUCAACUUGUGACCGAUCAAUGCUUUCUUGACGUAUGUCAUGAGACGCGAAGUCGGCAGUAUCGGCGCCCUCCAUUACUACAGUGUGUUUCCCCCUUGGUCCGUGUGUACACGACAGCGUAAACACGAGGGACUGAAAUAUCAUAAUGUCCAUUGCUUUUCACAGUCUGACUUUUGGAAGGGCCCGUAGUCGCCCUGCCCCACCUUUUGCACACGUUAACUUGAAACAGUGUAAUAGUACACUACUUUGAAUUUGGAACUCCUCAGGGAUAGUAUACUGUAAAUAUAGUCCAUCAUCAGUAGGAUUUGUUUCUUAACUCCUAACUCGGCCGAACAGCUGACUGCUGUUUGGGGAACUGCCUUUUUUAAUUCCACUGCAACGGGAUACACAGUACAAUGUAACAUCUGUUGAAUGUACUUGUAAUCUUCUCAGUGAGUCAUUGUAUCUUUCACACUGGGUGUUUUUAGCGCCCCCCCCCCCCCCCCCAUAUCACAGGACCGUCACUUAAAUCUUUGUGAGGCUUCCUCUGUCUGGCUCAUUUUCACUAGUUUUCCUGGAUUCUCUGGCUCAGUCUUGUGAUACAGUACAAUACAUUGUUAUAUGGUACUUUUCUGUCUCCAGAUUAUUAACAGGUUAUCUUGGUUUAACGGUUUGCCCCAAGCUGUUUUCUUAAUGUUGCUCCUGUGUGUGUAACUCCAGUACAGUUGUGGUUCUUUGUGUUUUUGGUUUCUUUUUUUAAAUGAUUAAAUUAUUCAUGUUUGAAAAAGUUUGCAUGUGAAUUCCAAACAAAACUGUAUAUUUCAUGUAAAUAAACAUUU
Cyclopterus lumpus (lumpfish) is the source of this 3699-nucleotide messenger RNA. RefSeq names its product potassium channel, subfamily K, member 5a (gene kcnk5a). Gene Ontology annotation, cellular component: membrane. NCBI's taxonomy places the organism in Eukaryota, Metazoa, Chordata, Actinopteri, Perciformes, Cyclopteridae. The transcript has 5 exons. Bases 102 to 1670 code for a protein of 522 amino acids. Gene Ontology annotation, biological process: stabilization of membrane potential; potassium ion transmembrane transport. Gene Ontology annotation, molecular function: potassium ion leak channel activity. The record is from RefSeq and is a predicted model, not a curated record.